Molecule: messenger RNA, 1641 nt
Organism: Miscanthus lutarioriparius
Lineage: Eukaryota; Viridiplantae; Streptophyta; Magnoliopsida; Poales; Poaceae
Source: the annotation of a GenBank genome assembly
AUGCCGCGUUCGAGCCCGCCGCUCUCCGCGUCCCUCUUCAAUUCCCUCAUCGCAUCCCGCGCCCGCGCCGGUCGCGUGGUCGACGCCCUCUCGCUCCUCGCGCGCAUGCUCGCUGCCGGCGUCGCCCUGACCGCGUUCACCUUCGCACCGAUCCUCGCCUCGCCUUCCGCCACCGCCUGCUGUGCCGCGCAGCUGCACCCGCAUAUUCUCAAGAGCGGCCUGCUCCAUUGCGAGCCCUACUCGGGGACCUCGCUAGUGGGGUUCUUUGGGCGGAGAGGACAGUUCGACGAGGCGCUCAAGGUGUUCGGUGAAAUGACCGUGAGGAGCGUUGUCACCUGGAACUGUCUCAUCUCUUCGUUUGCACAGUUUGGACACAGCCGUGAUGCAGUGUCCUGGUUCAGGGAGCUCAUGAGAAGCGGCAAUGGCUUGUCAGAUGGCUCGUUUGUUGCAGUAUUGCCUUCGUUUGGUUUGCCAGAGCAAGUUCAUGGUGUAAUGAAGAAAAUCGGAAUGGAUUCCGUCUCAGCAGUUGCAAAUGCAUUGCUGAAUUCAUACUGUACUUGCGGUGCAAUAGAUGUGGCAGAGAAGCUAUUCGAUGAGAUAAUGUUUAGAGAUGUGGUUUGUUGGAAUACAAUGACAACUGGUUUUGCAAGGAGUCAUGUCCCAGAGAGAGCUUUUGAGCUUUUCUUGAGUAUGCAACGUCAGGGCAUUUUUCCAAAUGAAAUUACAUUUGCUAGUGUUCUCUAUGCUUGCACUGUUAUAGAUGGACACGAACUUGGGAGGGGGGAUGCUCAUAAAGUGCCUGAAGGGGUUCCUGGAAAUAGCACCACGUGUUGGAAUGCUCUGAUUUCUGGUCACUCUGGUUGUGAUGAUCCAACUUGUUUGGUUAUUGUGAGAGACAUGCUGCGAUCAGGGAUUAAACCAAAUGAAGUUACUUUUUCUUCAUCUCUCAAGGAUCCAUCACUUUUUGAUCUCCAGCAGCUGGCGUCUGUAACAAAGCUCGCAUGCACCAAGAAACUAAGGACCUACUUCUACAUAAGCAAGAUCGAGAUACUAUUUCAUGAAGCAUACUUAUUACUGCUUGCGCACGGAAUGAUGAGAAUUUUUGGGCACCGUUUCGAUAAUUAUGUAUCUGUGAGCCUGCUGAGCAUUUGUACCAAAAACAACAGCCUUUAUCUUGAUAUGUAUGCUAAAUGUGGUAGAAUUGAAGACUGUCUCAGAGUCUUUGACGAAAUGGAAGACAGGAACCUUAUAUCAUGGACAACUGCGAUUUCCGGACUUGGACUUAAUGGUUUUUCUCGUAAGGCCUUGGCAUUGUUUAAAGCCAUGGAAAAGGACGGCUGCAAACCUGACAAAGUAGCAAUUCUAGCAGUCCUGUCAUCUUGUAGACAUGGUAGACUUGUGCAGGAGGGGAUGGAGAUAUUCAAAAAUAUGAAAGCUGAUUAUUCAAUUGAAGCUGAUAUGGAGCAUUACAUUUGUGUGGUUGACAUGCUAUGCAAGUGUGGUUAUUUGAAGGAAGCUGAGGUCGUGAUUAGAGGCAUGCCUUUCCAACCAAGCACUGUCAUAUGGCGCACAUUCCUCCAAGGAUGCAAGACAUAUGGUGUAACAGAGGCACAAGUUUUUAGCCAGCAGUGGAUCAAAUAG